AUGGUCUGUCGAGAUUGUGCGGCUAAAAAUCAGGAUCAUACAGUUAGCGAAAAAGAAAGAAAUAAAAGAAUUAGACUAGCCAAAGCUCAUUUGGAGGAAAUUGCUGACUUGCCAGAAUUUCGUGCUGAAGUAGAAGAAGCAGAAAAAGAAAAUACUUUAGAAACUUUUGAAAGACUAGAACAAAAAUUAGCCCAAGAACUAUUUGAUAAGUUAGUAGAAUACAAAGGAGGGAAUAGUGCUGCUACUGUUUAUAAAACUUUAAAAAAGUUAGCGGAUGAAGCGAUUGAAGAAGAUACUAUGGAUGGUUAUUAUAACUUGUUAAAGGGUUUUAGAAAAAAAUAUGAUGAACUAGUAAAACUAAAAAACACCGAGGAGGGUGCUGAUAAAUUCCUUGAACAAUUAACUAAUGUUGUUCAUGAUAGAGAGUAA
Molecule: messenger RNA, 429 nt
Organism: Paraglomus brasilianum
Lineage: Eukaryota; Fungi; Glomeromycota; Glomeromycetes; Paraglomerales; Paraglomeraceae
Source: the annotation of a GenBank genome assembly